Molecule: messenger RNA, 1787 nt
Organism: Maniola jurtina (meadow brown)
Lineage: Eukaryota; Metazoa; Arthropoda; Insecta; Lepidoptera; Nymphalidae
Exons: 3
Coding region: 303-1787 (494 amino acids)
Source: RefSeq, a predicted model, not a curated record
ACAUAAUCGCACCUUUAAAGUAAAACCGUUACUAAACGAAAAUUUUCAUGAAUUGAGUUAUCAAUGCCAUCUAGGUCAAAUUAACGUAAAUUACAACAUAAACUUGUCAUUUUUGUAAAAUAUUGUAUUUUACGCCAUCUAGCGGUAAAUUAAAGCGUUACUAAACCGAGUUAUGAUCGGCUCGCGAAAUACAAUAUUGUGUCUAUACCAGUAAGAACAUGUUCGUAGAAGAGUGAUAACGGAAGUUUAAAGUAACAGUGUAAUUAUUUGGAUAAACACGGCUGUAUGUCACAGAAAAGGUCAUGGCGCAUUUACGGAACCCACGUUUGUCACGCAUUUUGGAGGCUAUGGAAUCUAAGAAAGAUUCCGUAAGUACUGAAAACCCCAAACUAAUAUCCAUGGACGACCUGGAUUAUAAUUUUUCACGCGAUGCAAAUCCGAUUAUUGUCGAUACUUGUAGAUCUCCUUCUUUAUUGCAAGAACAAGCACUAUCACAGUCCGUUAGUGAUACUAUGGAAGCUGAUGUUCAACCAGUUGAUGACGGAAUACCAAAUCCAUAUUUGAGCGGUACUGGUUUUCCAGAAUUAACUCCAGAAGAAGACCUUACCAGACCAGGUCCUAGCAGUAGAGCAAGAUCCAAUUCAACUAGCUCAAAAUCAUCUUCAAGUUCAUCAUCAACAAGUUCAUCUUCAUCAUCUUCAUCUAGUGCGUCUGAAUUAGGUAAGGAUUUUUCCCCUGAUGAGGCAGAUUGCGAUCCUGAUUAUGUACCAGCAACCCCACCUAGGCGUGUAUUAUUUAGCCCAACUCCUCAAAAUAGUAUUUCUGUACAACUAGUUGAAGAAAAUAAUUUGGGUCCUCCAGAAGAUAACAGAACUCCGAACAAACGAAGACGUAAAGGAUUUCCAAAAGCAUCCGUGAGGCAAGAUGCUAAAAGACUUCGUAAUAGUGGGCAACAAUAUACUUCUGUGUCCCAGUUUAAAAAAGUCAUGCCAAAGAAGCAGAUAGGACCCCCAUGUGGGGAAAAAUGUAGACUAAAGUGCAGCGAAUUGAUCAAACAAGAAGACAGAGAAAUUAUUUUUGACAAUUAUUGGAAAAUGGGAGAUUUAUCUAGACAAAGAGAUUAUAUUGCAAAGUGUAUUAAUGUUAUUACACCUAAGUAUCAAUAUAAAGUUCAUAAUAGCAAUAGAGGACCCAAGCAUUCAUUUUCAUUCGAGAUUAACAAUAUUAAGCAUCGUAUCUGUAAAACAUUCUUCAAGAACACGUUGGCCAUUAAUAAUCGACCUAUUGCAACUGUGAUAGCAAAAAAGAACCAAGCGGGAACGAUUGAAGAAGAAAAAAGGGGUAAACAUGGAAAACAGUACAAAAUAAGCUCAGAUAUAAUUAAAGGAAUAAAAAACCACAUAGACUCAAUCCCCAGAAUUGAAUCUCAUUACCUAAGACAACAAAUAACUCGUGAAUUUAUUGAUGGGGGUAAAAACCUUACAGAUCUUUAUACCGACUACCAAACACAAUGCUUGAGUGAUGGUGUUGAAGCUGCUAAAAUUCAUACAUAUAGAAAAGUGUUUAAUGAAGAUUACAACAUUGGCUUUCACACACCUAAAAAAGACCAGUGCGAACUAUGCAUUAGCUUUAAAAACGCUGUUGAUAAAACAAUAGAAUUACAGAACAGACACGACCAACACCAGCUUGAAAAAGAAUUAUGUCGCCAGGAAAAGUCAUAUGACAAAACAAUGAGAUAUGCGGUGCUCAAUUUUCAAAAAAUACUGAAGGCGAAACAGUUAGAAUGA